Linum trigynum is the source of this 1160-nucleotide messenger RNA. The record is from the annotation of a GenBank genome assembly. NCBI's taxonomy places the organism in Eukaryota, Viridiplantae, Streptophyta, Magnoliopsida, Malpighiales, Linaceae.
UAUGACUAUUAUCAUGGGUAGCAUGCAAAGUUACUAGGCCAAUCACUAAUCUAGGGGUGGGCAUCGGUUUGGCUUGGUCAAAACCGAAGUGAAAUGGAGCAUAUCGGGUCUCACUUUGCUCCAACCCCAAAACCGAAUUCAAACUGAAUUAUAUUGCACUUCAGUUUGUUUUUUAACAGCAGGCCACCAUUAUACCCCUCCCACUUCCCAAAUAUUAUUUUCUUUUCCCCCCUUUCUAUGCUUUUCUCCCUCUCCCUGACUCCCUCUCUUGCCUCUGCCUUCCUCCUCCAUCCCUCUACGCUUUCUCCCUUCCUAGUUCCCCUUCUCACCCCCACCAUGAUACCCAGCAGCCCACCACUACCUUUUUCUGCCUCUUUUGAAUCUUCAUCUAUAGAAAGCCAUGAUUCUACCCAACCAACAAACCCAGAUCUCGACUCAAAGCACAACACAUCGGCAGUUGAGAUCUUGCCUCCGGCGAAGACAGCGAUGGAGGGAGGCACUGGCGACGACCUUCUUAUCUCAUUAUUCUAGCCACCAUAUCAUGCUUAGUGCCCUCCGCCGCCGAGGUCGCACUCAGCUCGUUUUGCCACCAGGAUCAGGAUCAUAUCCCUCCGUCGCCGGGUCGCCUCUCCCAUCGUGGCCCUUCCACUCCCAGCUGCUUACAUGUGGUCCUCGCCCUUUUGAAUUGAAGUACCAGGGCACAAAAGAAAGUGAAUUGAAGGGCUCCAAUUCCAUCAACAAUGCCCCUCGCAGUUCGCACCUGCCACCUAACCCUUCCGAUUUCCAUAAACUCAUCAUCUUCUUCCGGCCCACAAAAGAUGAGUAAACUAAAAGGUUAGCAGGAUAGAUGAAAUGUGCCUCUGAAUGCUUGAGUUGGGCUAUGGGUGAUUAAUUGGGCUUAGGACUAUGUUGGGCUAGAAAGGGAGAAGCUUGGGUUCAGACAAAGUUUGGUUGUCCGGUUCGAAAUUCGGACACUCAGUUUGAUCGAAAAGACCUUGGUUUCCGAAAUAAUCACUAUCCUCUUUCGAAUUCCGAACAUAACAGAUUUAUUUCGGUUUCAGUUCGGUUUAGGUUUGGUUCGGGUUUACCGAAUUGGAUGCCCACCCCUAACUGGAUCAUUUCAGCUUAAGUUGAAAGUUUAAUAAAUUUUGAUUAGUUUU